AACGACAACCUUAAUAAACCGAAGAAUGGAUCAAGAUAAUAGUGAUAAAGAAAGCGAAUUAUCGCGCGGCAGUAAGAAAAUUCAAAUGAAAGAUCCCCCCGUUGGUAUACUGCGCACGGAAUCGUGGAAAUCGAGACCUUCAUCAAGCGAAUUUCGUUACUUAUCUCAGGUUGAACCAACAUCUCCUCAACCUUCGGUAGAUCGCCUUUCGGUAACUUUUGCCGAAGAUUCUCAAAAAAGUGAAAUCGCAAAGAAAACUUUUUUUAAUCAAAAUUUUUCCGACCCUCCUAAAAUGGAUAAAGUGCACUUUCCUUCUGUAACUGACGGUGAAAUUACGGAUGAAGAUGAAGAUUAUUCCAUUACUUUAACCGCGAUUAUGCAAAGAAAAGCUUCAACUAAGAAAUCAAGAAGGAAAAGUACUCGAAGAACUUCUUCGUCUUUUAGUCCGGAUAUUCUCCCGGGAACGGAAAGUGAGCGAAGACGAUCUUCUUGUUAUACCACGAGUUCUGGGGAUACAGCGAUAUCGGUUGAGGAUAAUCCAAACCCGGAGGUAACUCAAGACCAAAUUUUCGAAAAUAUACGUCUUCAUAAAGAAGUUUUAAGUCACGUUAAAAUGCAACCUUGGCCGAUGAGGAAGAAAUUACGAUUGGUUAUAACCGCGAAGAAUUACAUCAAAAGACACGAAGGAGCUCUUCAAGAAAGAUUCGCCCAAAGUCAUUCAACAAAAGAUAUGUUAGCGAGAUUUAAUAUUUAUUUAAUAAAGAAAAUGCAACGAGCAAAACGCGAAGCUGCCAAUUUAUCAACUUGGUUAAUUCCUUGGGAAUUGAGGAUAAAAGAAAUUGAGUCUCAUUUCGGUUCAGUUGUGGCGUCAUACUUUACUUUUCUUCGAUGGCUAUUUUGGGUUAAUUUGGUUACUUCAGUGAUUUUAAUUGCUUUUGUUACAGUUCCUGAGUUAUUAACGGCAGAUCAAAAAGCGGCUGGCGAUAGAAAGUUAAUAUUAAAAGAAGAUAAAUACAACGCCACCAAUUUUUUAACUUUAUGGGAUUUUGAGGGAAUUUUAAAAUACUCGCCGUUAUUUUACGGUUGGUACACCAAUAAAGACAUAAAGGAUAAAGGUUAUAGGUUACCAUUAGCUUAUUUUAUGACUGGAUUAGCCGUUUACGUUUAUAGUUUCGUUGCUACAUUGAGAAAAAUGGCGGAAAAUUCAAGGACUUCGAAAUUAUCCGAAAAAGAAGACGAGUGUAUUUUUAGUUGGAAAGUUUUUACCAGCUGGGAUUACAUGAUUGGUAAUCCUGAGACUGCAGCAAAUAGAGUUGCUUCUAUUGUCAUGGGAUUUAAGGAAGCUUUAUUAGAAGAAGCUGAAAAAAAGAAAAAUAAUAAAAAUUGGAAAAUAGUUUUAUUUCGAGUAUUUGUAAACAUAACAGUUUGUGGCCUUUUAAUCGCCUCGGCUUAUGCAGUUGUCGAAGUUGUAAGGCGUUCAAUGGAACCCGAAGCGAAAGAUAACUUUUGGCGAAUGAACGAAAUCACGAUCGUAAUGACUUUGAUAUCGACAUCUUUUCCAAUGAUUUUCGAAGUUCUCGGCAUUUGCGAACAAUAUCACCCGAGGAAACAACUCAGAUUACAAUUGGCUAGAAUUAUGAUGUUAAAUCUUUUGAAUUUGUAUUCGUUAAUCAUUGCCAAUUUCGAAAAAAUCACCGAAAUGGAAAAGCAAUCCCAUGAUUUUAAACCGAAUGAAACUGUUAUUAAUAAAACAAAUUGUUACAAUUCUUGUAUGAGUAUUGGUUAUGGAUUUACACCGUUAUUAGUUAGUUUGCCUCUUAUUUCAAAUUUACUCCUUGAAAAUAAUACCACAACAGAAAAUAUAACAGAACAUUAUGUUUUUAAUGAAACUUUUUUGACCGAAAAUGUUUUAAGUAAUGAAACUUGGAAUCCAUACGAAAAUAUAACAAUCGAUUAUAGUGAUGUGUCAAGUCUUUUAGAUAACAAAUUUGAUUUCGAUAAUAUAUCACUUUGGACUAACUCAACUGAUUUAAUCGAAACGACAACGAAUGAUAUUUACAACUCAACUGAAAACGAAACGAUCUUUUUAAAUGAAUACUUUACCACUUACCCAACAGAAAACAACUUCACUCUUAAUAAGAACUUUACAGAACCACCAGAUUUAACAGCAUUAAAAAACCUUACGACAAUCCCACCAAUUAAUUGCACCACUUUUUGUAGAAACACCUCAGAUUUAAAUUUAACAAAUAAUAUUGGAAGGUAUUUAGAAUCUUUAGAUUACUCUAAUCGUACUAAAUUAAGAAGUUUGUGUUGGGAAACAAUGUUCGGCCAAGAAUUGGUUAAGUUAACUGUUAUGGAUCUAGUAAUGAACAUCGUUUCCACGUUAGCUAUGGACUUUUUCCGUGGAGUAUUCGUUCGUGUUAUGAAUAAAUGUUGGUGUUGGGACUUGGAAAAGAAAUUUCCGCAAUAUGGCGAUUUUAAAGUAGCCGAAAACAUUCUCCAUUUAGUUAAUAACCAAGGAAUGGUGUGGAUGGGAAUGUUUUUUAGCCCGGGAAUCGUGCUUUUAAAUGUGAUUAAAUUAUAUUUAAUGGUUUAUUUCCGAUCGUGGAUAGUGCUAACUUGUAACGUUCCCCACAAAGUUGUUUUUAGAGCUUCUAGAUCAAACAAUUUUUAUUACGCCUUAUUAUUAUCGAUGUUAUUUUUAUGCGUUCUUCCUGUUGGAUACGCCAUUGUCUGGAUACAUCCUUCAUUUCAUUGCGGACCAUUCUCAAACUACCGGCAAAUCUUUCAUAUUUUCACCAAAACAUUGAAAUCUUUGUUACCAAAAAGUUUUCAUCGAAUCCUCGAUUACAUCGCUUCGCCGGGAAUUGUUAUUCCCCUCUUAGUUUUACUCAUCCUUAUAAUUUAUUACUUAAUUUCUUUAACCGAUGCUCUAAGAGAAGCAAAUAACGACUUAAAGAUUCAAUUACGGAGGGAAAGAACCGAAGAAAGAAGAAAAAUGUUUCAAAUCGUUGAUCGUAGACGAAGAGUUGGUUCAUUGGGUUCUGGGGAAAUUGGCCACAAUCCUUUCGGCAAAUGGAAAAAGUUACUUAACGCAUUACCAAGUGGUAAAAGUUUCGAUGAAACUCCAAAAUUAGAAUCCGACGAAAUCGUUCAAAAACAAAAAGAAGAGAAACCAAGGGCUUUUAUCAGUAAACUCAUUAAAAAAGCUUUAAGAAAACCAAUUUCCGAAGACGAAGAUGGCACGGACAACGAACAACACGAUUCUUUACCAGAAGAUGGAAAAGAAGUUAAACCCCAAGUUCCAACGAAGUCUGCGUUUAAGAUGCAAGAUACUAAAGUGAGAAAUGUCGUUAAAUCGGGCGUUUCAAGGAAAAAUUCGGAUGUACGAAAAGUGGAAUCGCCAAAAAAAAGUUUUAAUUUACGAAAUGUUAGGCAAGAUUCGAUCGCUUCUAAUUGGAGCGAUAACAUCCCGGUUAUCACCAUCAGUAAAACGGAAAGUUUGGAGAACGUUCUUGACUUAAAACAAGAAGAAGAUGAUCUCAAAAUUGUUGCAGACGAAGAAGUUAAAAAAGAUGAUGAUAAGCUACGAGAAUUCGAUGAAAUAGAUGUUGGAAUUAACGAUUCAAAGAUAAGUGAUGAUAAAGAGAAGAAAUAUGAUGAAAAUAAACCGGAGAUUGUUACAAUUAAUUCUGAAACGAAAACUGAAUCAAGCACAGAUUAUAAAGAGUUAGUUUUAUAAAUUUUGAAAUAUGUAAAAUUCGUUUUAAGUCUUUUGUCUUAUUCAAUAUUGUAAUGUUAAAAAAUUUGAAAAAUAAAGUACUAAUAGAACUCCA
Messenger RNA from Onthophagus taurus, 3836 nucleotides. It is a transcript of the gene Tmc, whose product is annotated as Transmembrane channel-like. The record is from RefSeq and is a predicted model, not a curated record. Gene Ontology annotation, molecular function: mechanosensitive monoatomic ion channel activity. Gene Ontology annotation, cellular component: plasma membrane. NCBI's taxonomy places the organism in Eukaryota, Metazoa, Arthropoda, Insecta, Coleoptera, Scarabaeidae.